AUGAUUAGUAUCGGUGGCGCUGGUUUAGUUGUUCCGAUGUUUGAAUUAGCAAAAAGCAUGAAAAAUCAUAAUGUGACAUUUAUCACUGAAUUGUAUGCCCAAUCUUAUGUUAACUUCACAUCACAUCCUAAUCUAUCGUCAUUUCGUAUUAUAUAUUCAAAUGAUUCGACAGAUGCAUUUAUUGAUCAAAAGAAAACUGAAAAAGAAGUACUUGAAUAUUUUACCAAUCAUUCGUUGUUUGAUAAUUUAUCCUAUUUGACCCCAGGAUUAGGUAUAAGUCUCAAUGCACUCAUGAACAAGACAGUACAUCUAUUAAUGGUAGAACAAUUUGAUGUAAUCAUUGGAUGCUCAAUGAUCUUUGGUAUAAAUGCUCUUUGCAAAGAAGCAAAGACAUCAUGUGUAAUACAAUUUACGGAGAUACAAUUGGAUUUUUUUGAUUUUAAUCAACCAAACAGUUUUUCGUUAUUAUCAUCAACACAGUUAACUAAAUGGAAAUAUCGUGUUUACAAUGUUGCUUUUACUUUACGUGCUAUAAUGUCCGCUUUCAAACAAUUGAAAACAAUCUUCUACACUAUUUUUCAGUCAUUUCCACAAGUACCAGGACCAUUUUACGAAACUUUUACAUUGAAAAAUCUGUUAUUAACAAAAUUCAAAUGCUUACAAUUAUUUAAUUUGCCACCAACACUCUAUUCACCAUCGUCUUCCCAUCACUGGACUAAAUACCUUGGAGCAUAUGUAGAUGAAUCAACAAUCGAUAAUACUGAUAAUGAUCUUACAAAAUGGAUCAAAUCAAAACCUCCGAAUUCUAUGGUUUAUGCUGCUUUUGGUAGUACUGGUAUAAUUGAACUCGAUCGAAUGAAAAAUUUGAUCACGGGUCUAGCGGCAUUUCUUUUACAAACAGAUACUGCUUCUGUCUUAUUAGCAUUUCGUAAUAUCAAUUAUGAUAAAUAUCAAAUUGUACUGAAUGAGAUAACGAAUAAUGAAUAUCGGCGUGUCUUGUUGAACGAUCAACGGGUGAAAAUUGAACGUGAAUUUGUUCAACAAAAAUGGAUUUUACAACAAAAGUCAGUUAAUUUAUUUCUAAGUCAUUGUGGUAUGGGUUCAGCUGGAGAAGGACUGUAUUUUCAGAAGCCUAUAUUAUGCUUGCCGUUACAGACUGAUCAAUUUUUCAACGCAAUCGCAAUUGAGCAAUCUGGAGUCGGGCAAUCGUUAUUUAAACCACCAUCUCUAUUACAAUCAUUUCUGAAUCCGGUUGAUUUUCAUGAUUAUACAUUUUCAGCUAACGACGUAACAACAAAACUGUUAAUAAUGUGGAGGAAUAGUACGUUCGAGAACGCAGUUCGAAUCAUGUCAGCUGAAAUGAAACAUGCUGGUGGUGUGAAACAAGCUGUGAAAGAAAUUGAAUUCUUAGUCAAAUUAAAUGGUGAUUUAAAUCGCUAUGCGCCAUUCCAGAGUACACUACCAUUCUAUCAGCAGUUUAUGGUUGACUUAGUGAUUGUUUACAUUGUUAUACCUGGAGCAAUCAUUUUUUAUUUAUUUGUUAAAUGUUGUAAACAAAGUCGAAAGAAAAAAAUUGAUUGA
Molecule: messenger RNA, 1581 nt
Organism: Didymodactylos carnosus
Lineage: Eukaryota; Metazoa; Rotifera; Eurotatoria; Philodinida; Philodinidae
Source: the annotation of a GenBank genome assembly